UACCGUUACUCUUUUACGAAAAUCGAAAGUGCCCUUUCGUUGAAUUAACUCGCUGGAAGCUACCCAAUUGUGUCAAGGAGACAAAGAAUUCGUGAGACGCAAUCCAAAAUGCCAUAUAUCUGGACCAUAAGGCCAAUCCUUCAUAGACCUAUGACUUUGCUAGAGAUAUCUCUGCUUGGACGUGUAUAAUGCAACUCUGUUGAUACGUUCCGCCUUGGCUAUCUCGUCUUCUCGCAUGCAUGGGAGCAGAGGCUGUCUUGGAUGCUAUCCAAAACCUAAAUUAACCACUUCAGCGGAUGAGCCAUCAAAAGGGAGAACUCAAAGGCAAGGACGAUCUGUGAAGAAAUCAAGUGUAUUAAAGGACUUCCGGAGCACCAGCACCUGUGAAAUGGACAACAGUGCAGUUCAUUCCCAGAGAAGCAUCUCAUCAAACCAAGGCCUUGAUACUGGGGGUUGUUUUGGCAGAAUGAGCAACCCAUCUAAAUUCAUUAAUCACGGUCUGCUUCUGUGGAAUCGGACAAGGCAGCAGUGGCUUGGAAACAGAGGGUCGCACAGGCACCCACAAGUCCAUGAACCCAGAAUAAGUAGGAAUGCAACUUAUGAGAAUCUACUUACCAGCAACGAGCCUUUCCCCCAGCCCAUCCCCCUUCGUGAAAUGAUAAAUUUCUUGGUAGAUAUUUGGGAGCAGGAAUCAGGAUGGUUGUAUGAUUGAUUGAGCAAACCAGGAAAACUCUAAACUCUUCUCUCUUUUUUUCCUUCUUCUUUUUCUUUUUCAAAUCUUUAUUUGUACUGAUUAAAUAUCAGGGACUACUGUAUAUUUUCAAUUUGAAUUCAUCUUCUCUGCUUAGGUUCUUUGUGGAUGGGCUAGACGAAAUUUAUUGUAUUAUUAAUAUCUUCACUUUUUAGAGUAUCAAACCAUAAAUGAUUUGGG
Molecule: messenger RNA, 931 nt
Organism: Juglans regia (Persian walnut)
Lineage: Eukaryota; Viridiplantae; Streptophyta; Magnoliopsida; Fagales; Juglandaceae
Exons: 6
Coding region: 236-712 (158 amino acids)
Source: RefSeq, a predicted model, not a curated record